Molecule: messenger RNA, 3308 nt
Organism: Pseudophryne corroboree (corroboree frog)
Lineage: Eukaryota; Metazoa; Chordata; Amphibia; Anura; Myobatrachidae
Gene: SORT1
Product: sortilin 1
Exons: 20
Coding region: 59-2506 (815 amino acids)
Biological process (GO): endocytosis; Golgi to endosome transport; vesicle organization
Cellular component (GO): membrane; Golgi apparatus
Molecular function (GO): protein binding
Source: RefSeq, a predicted model, not a curated record
ACCGUAUAGCACCUGUCAGUCUGCUGGCAGUCAGCAGUGGCUUCGGGCAGCUCGUAGUAUGGGGAUGUGUCCGUGUUUGGGGCCGGGUGGACUCCGGGCCCUGGUGUUCCUGCUCGCCCUGUGCACAGCCCACUCCCUUCGUUCCCGGGACCAGCUGGAACCGCGCUCCGCUGUGUGGCGCCGCGAUGCGGCAUGGCUCUCCCGGGUGCGGAGGAGCGCAGUGUCCGACACUUCGCCGAGCAGCGAUGGGACCUGCGAGCAGCCAUUGGCUUUCCAUGACAUCCUGGGGAAGGACACACACCAGGCUAUCUUUGAUCAAGGUAAAGAACUGUCUUUGGUUUGGGUUGGCGAUGGAACAGGUGUUAUCCUUGUGCUAACCACUUUUCAGAUUCCAUUGAUUAUAACUACAUAUGGACAGUCCACUCUAUACAGGAGCAAUGAUUAUGGGAAGACUUUCCAGGAAAUAACAUCUCUCAUAAACAACACAUACAUACGCACAGAGUUUGGCAUGAGUCUUGGGCCUGAGAAUUCUGGACGGGUUGUCUUGGUUAGUGAAGUGUCUGGAGGAAGCCUUGGUGGUCGUAUCUUCAGAUCCUUAGACUUUGCAAAGACCUUUGUUAAAACGGAUUUGCCUUUUCACCCAUUGAAGCCUGUAUCAUACAACCCUGAAGAUCCUAACAGUCUGCUGCUCAUUAGUAUACAUUUUGAUUUGUGGAUAUCCAAAGAUUUUGGGGAAUCUUGGAACCUAAUCCAUACGUCUGUCUGUUCUGCUAAAUGGGGACCUGAAAACAUGAUCUUAUUCACCACAUCUGCUGGAAAUGAGUCCUGUUCUUUGUUGUCCGAAGUGGUAUGGGCACUAACUAUGAAAAGGACCUCAGAUUUUGGAAAAACGUUCAAGGUUCUGAAGGAAAACGUCCAUUCCUUUGGACAAUGGGGUCGUUUUUUACUUGCCUCUGUAAUGGAAGACGAUAGACUGAAGAGAAGAAUCCACAUAUCUCAAGACCACGGGGAUACAUGGAAUGUUGCUCAGCUCCCAUCCGUUACACAUGAGCAGUUUUACUCUGUGUUGGCAGCCAGUGAUGACAUGGUGUUCAUACAUGUAGAUGAUGAAGGAGACACAGGAUUUGGAACCAUAUACACAUCUGAUAAUCGAGGCAUUGUGUAUUCCAAAUCUCUGGAGAGGCAUCUUUACACCCACACAGGAGGAGACACUGAUUUUGCCAAUGUAACAUCCCUACGUGGCGUAUUCAUUACCAGUGUGCUCGCAGAAGAUAACUCUGUCCAUUCUGUAAUUACCUUUGAUCAAGGCGGUGAAUGGAGCAUGAUCAGGAAACCAGAAAAUGCAGAAUGUGACUCGACAGCCAAAGACAAGGAGAAGUGUAGUUUGCAUUUACAUGCCCAGUACAGCAUGUCGCAGAAUCUUCCAGUCCCACUACCACCACUGUCUGAGCCCAAUGCUGUGGGAAUAGUUAUUGCACAUGGUAGUGUGGGGGAUGCAGUGUCAAUCUCUACUCCAAGUGUAUAUCUCUCAGAUGACGGCGGAUACUCAUGGAACCGGGUGUUGGAUGGCCCCCAUCAUUAUGCCAUCCUGGACUCUGGAGGACUUAUUGUGGCAGUAGAGCAAAGUGAGAUGCCUAUCAACACUAUCAAGUUUUCAACAGAUGAAGGCCAGUGUUGGUUUUCUUAUAACUUCUCCAAAGAUCCUUUGAUUUUCACUGGCCUGGCUUCAGAGCCAGGUGCUCGUUCCCUGAAUGUCACUGUAUGGGGGUAUCCGCCUACUUUUCUAAGACACUACUGGAUGUCCUAUACUAUAGACUUUGCUUCUCUUCUAAAACAGAAUUGUGAAGAUAAGGAUUAUAUUAAGUGGUUGGCACACUCUACAGAUCCUGAGGCCCCAUCUGAUGGUUGUGUUUUGGGAUAUAAAGAACAGUAUCUGCGUUUGCGAAAAGCCUCCAUGUGCCAGAAUGGACGGAAUUACCUAGUGAGCCGAGAACCUGUGUACUGUACUUGUACACUGGAUGACUAUAUGUGCGACUUUGGAUAUUUCCGUAAGGAAAAUGAGUCGACAUGUGAGGAACAGCCUGAACUCAAGGGCCAUGAGCUAGAACUGUGUGUAUAUGGAAAGGAAGAAAAAUUGAAGACAAACGGGUACCGUAAGAUUCCUGGUGAUAAGUGCAUUGGUGGAGUAAAUCCUAUGCGGGAAGAGAUGGAUAUGAAACAGAAAUGUACAAAUGACAUGUCUUCAAAACCACAGGAGAAAACAUCCACAAACACUAGCUACAUUGCAGUGAUUCUUUCUGCAGUUGUUGUUGUCUUAGUGGCUGUAGCUGCUGCAAUCAUGAUAAUCAAGAAAUAUGUUUGUGGUGGAAGGUUCCUAGUCCACCGAUAUUCGGUACUGAGGCAGCAUGUGGACACACAGGGUGACGAGCAUUUGGAUUCUAGCAUUGGGCAAUCUCUCAGGAGUAGUGGCUAUCAUGAUGAUUCAGAUGAGGAUCUUUUGGAGUGACAGUGCUAUACUGCAAAAACAUGGAGUGUGAUACUUCACCAGGACUCUGCAAUUUGUGCUGAAUUGUUUUACCGGGAGAUGAAGCUCCGGUGAGUCAGAGAGCACAGAGCAAGGAUUCGCAUUGUUCAUUCCUCUCCUGGGUACCCUGGUGGUUGCAGUUCAAAGAGUUCUUUCUGAGAGGAAAACAAUAUUGAUGUAAAAGAAUGGAACAUUAAAAUAGCUUUUUUCCGGUGUGCUACAGUUCUGGGAAGCGCAACAAUUUCUCCUUCUCCACUAUUUGCUCAAUUUUAGAUUUUAUUUUUUUCUUUCUUUUUUUAAACAAGAUCAUUUGGGAAAUUUAAUUUUGGAGGCUAAGAAAAUGGUAUACAAAAUGUUCUAAUUGAUAAUAUCCAGCUGCUUUAUUUAAGCUUAUUUAUUACACCAAGGUCUGGUUCAGGUCGCAAAAAAUCCUUUUAUUUAUAUGUGAAUGCACACUAUGUUCUGGUAAAUCUCAAUCAUGCGAGUUCACUCGUUCAUGUUGGACACCUGUGUCCUCACUGAUGCCGGGUGUCUCAUUUUGUUAUUUGGCAAUUUAUUUUUCUUUUAUAUUCUCAUUAAAUUGGACUCUGCAUCUCUGAGUUCUUUGCCUUAAUGUAAGAGCCAGGCUGUUAUUAAUAUAGACCUAUUCUGCUUGGUAAUAUACUAUAGAUAUGUUUUACACUUGUUUUACACUUGGAAAGAAAGGGUGUUAAUAAGCAGGAUAACUUUCUCUGUAUAUUUUGUGAUUUACAAUUGGUAAAAAAAUAAACUGAUUACAUUUUUA